Molecule: messenger RNA, 1582 nt
Organism: Hevea brasiliensis (rubber tree)
Lineage: Eukaryota; Viridiplantae; Streptophyta; Magnoliopsida; Malpighiales; Euphorbiaceae
Product: oxidation resistance protein 1
Exons: 8
Coding region: 215-1333 (372 amino acids)
Source: RefSeq, a predicted model, not a curated record
UUCAGCCCUCAAGGGACAUGACAAGUCAGAAAUAGCCCAAGUUGAAGGAGUAACUUUGAACAUACUCUUGUUCUCCCAGAGCCGGUAUGGCAGAAGCGAGAAAGAAAGAAAUAGGAUCGCAAUAUUCUGUAUGUAAAGAGAGAAUCUUUGUAAAGUGAGUCUGUGGUGGAAAUCCAUUAUCUGAUCUCAAUUCUAGCAAAAACCCAAUAUAAGUAUGGGAAAAGCGAAGUCAUUUAGGAGCAAAGCAGUUCACUUUGUGUCUGAUCUCACCACCGUCUUCCUGAACCCUAUCUCUGAUAAGCUCUCUAAGCAUCCUCCUUCUCCCCCUUCCACUGACGACCUGAGUGAACCAAAACGGAGUCAACUAGACUCUAUUACCGAAGAGGAUGAUGGGGAUUUAGUUGAUGGGCCAGAUACUUCUUCCUUUACUGCAUUCCUCUAUUCUUUAUUGUCAUCUUCGGAUACUGGAGAUAAUUCAAAUGCAGAUGAGAAAAAUGAUAAUACAGCAGAAAUGGUUGACCAGCUAUCUGAAAAUGUAAGGAAGGAGAGUGGCAUAAGGAAGGGCUUACUUUCUAGGGGUAAACAAUCUCUUAGAGCUAUUUACCAAGCUGCUAGAAUUGGUGGAUAUCGGAGCCAAGAGCGCAAGGGUGAAUCUGAUAUGAAAUUAGCUGAUGAGGGUGAUGAUAAUUUUGAUGGACUCGAAAUGAAACAUAUGCAGAAUGUGAUAGAGCCUGUUGAGUUGGGAGAUCUUCCAGGUGCUUCUGAGCCUUCAUUGCUGCUUUCAGAGAAAGCAAGAAGUGCUCUUUAUGCUUCACUUCCAGCACUUGUUCAAGGGAGGAAGUGGUUAUUGCUUUACAGUACGUGGAGGCAUGGGAUAUCACUAUCAACCUUAUAUAGAAGAAGCAUGCUUUGGCCUGGACUAAGUCUGCUGGUUGUUGGAGACAGAAAAGGUGCAGUUUUUGGUGGCUUGGUUGAGGCACCCCUAAGACCAACCAACAAGAGGAAAUAUCAGGGAACAAACAACACUUUUGUUUUUACAAAUAAACCUGGCCAUCCUGUGGUAUACCGUUCCACAGGUGCAAAUCGCUAUUUCACUUUGUGCUCUACCGAUUUUCUGGCAAUUGGUGGGGGUGGCCACUUUGCACUCUAUUUGGAUGAAGAUCUAUUAAAUGGAUCAAGCUCAGUCUCAGAGACUUAUGGGAAUCCGUGUCUUGCAAACUCUGAAGACUUUGAAGUCAAACAAGUUGAGCUUUGGGGCUUUGUAUAUGGUUCAAAGUAUGAGGAAGUACUUGCUUUAAGCAGAAUGGAGGCUCCUGGGAUAUGCCGGUGGUAAAUAUUUAAGCAUAUGGCAGAUCUUAUUUGAUUAUGAUUGUCGAUAUGGAUGAGCUGGUUUUAUUUGAUGGGGUUGAUUUAUGCUCAACGGAUACUCAUUCGGUGAAACGGCUCAUUCACUGUUAACCUUUGUACAUAGAGCCUGUAUGUAUGAAGAGUGUUUAGAAGUAAUAUUGAAAGUUUUGUAACUUUGGACAUUGACAGUGUGGUGGCUAAUAAUAUAUAAGCUUAACAAUACUUUCAAACUUCA